AUGAAUUCAAAAGUUGAAACGACCGAAGAUGCACUAGUUAAAAUCAAAAUUAACCAAUCGUUCAUCUCCUACCAUCUCCAAGACAAAAACAUGCGUUGGACGGCCCUGUUUGUUCACGGCUUUAACUCCUCGAGCGAUUUUGCUAAGCCGCUUUUUGGUCUCAAGACUAAUUACAACAUCAUUUCGGUUAAUUUGCCCGGCAGUCGCUACCUUGACCACGACGAGGCUGAACUGGGCGUUGACUUUUACGUCAAACUGCUCGAAACAUUCAUUAAACAAAACGUCAAAAGUCGGAAAAUCGUUUUGGUCGGUCACUCGCUCGGCGGCGGUAUCGUGGCCGCUCUUAGUCGUCUAGCCAAAGUCAAACGAGUUGUUUACGUGGCGGCGAUUAAUCCCCACAUGAUCUACGCCCGCAAUUGA
Centruroides sculpturatus (bark scorpion) is the source of this 420-nucleotide messenger RNA. RefSeq names its product putative esterase/lipase 1. Bases 1 to 420 code for a protein of 139 amino acids. Lineage: Eukaryota; Metazoa; Arthropoda; Arachnida; Scorpiones; Buthidae. The transcript has a single exon. The record is from RefSeq and is a predicted model, not a curated record.